Emiliania huxleyi CCMP1516 is the source of this 393-nucleotide messenger RNA. RefSeq lists its product as hypothetical. The record is from RefSeq and is a predicted model, not a curated record. Bases 1 to 393 code for a protein of 130 amino acids. NCBI's taxonomy places the organism in Eukaryota, Haptophyta, Isochrysidales, Noelaerhabdaceae. Gene Ontology annotation, biological process: protein targeting to vacuole; late endosome to vacuole transport via multivesicular body sorting pathway. The transcript has 4 exons.
AUGGCUGCUUGCAAGUGGGCUUCCACCGGCCUCGGCUGGGGGGGCGGUGGAGUCGAGUGGAACCCGCAGGCUAUUUCUUUUCCACCCAUGUCCGACUCGAGCGCGGUCGGCGCGCUCGCCGCCGCGGGCGGCGGAGUCCUCUUUGCGAGCGGGUGGCUGGUGUGGAUCGACGGGGUCGCGGCGGCCGCAAACGACUACGGCUUUGGCACGCCGGGCGCGGACUGGGUGCCCGGCAUCCUGCAGACGGUCGCGCUUCUCAUGGUGAACGCGAUCACGUGGAGCGCGAUGGCGGACGGCGGGUUUGACGACUCCGUCGCGCAGAAGGUGAAGGCGUGGGUCUUUGUCUCGUUUGUGUUUGCCUUCUCCGGCCUGAUUGCGUCCACAACCUGCUGA